AUGUGCGACGAAUGUGUGGAGGACACUGAGGCUGUAUCAACGUGCCUGGACUGUAUGGACAAACUGUGCGAGGACCACGCUAAGGGACACUCUACCUCUCGCAGGUCUUACAAGCAUAAGGUUGUGGCUCUCGGGGAGAGUGGAGCGGAUACUGCACAGCAAUUGCCCCAAUCCAGUGGUUCCAACAGCUGCCCCAUUCAUCCCUCAUCCAAGCAGUCCCGCUUCUGCAUGGCCUGCUGUAAGAUCCUCUGUGGGAUAUGUGAAGAAUCGCACGGUGGUCAUUGCGACGCCAUUAUGCCCAUUGAAGAGGCUGCAUCCAAAGCUAGGGAGGAGCUUAAAGCCGAGGUUGCUGCUAGCUUCUCCAACGAUGGCAAAGGCAUUCAGGAGUUGUUGGACAAAGUCGAAGCAGCUUCUGCACACCUACACCAAGAUACGGAGGCGGUUUCAUCCCAGAUCAAAGAGUUCUUCACGCGUACAAAGGCAUUGCUUGACACCAGGCAGCAGGAACUUCUCGACCAACUAUAUCAGCUUCAGCCCGCCCACCACAUUCCUUUACAAGAACUCAAACGUCACCUAUUGUCAGGUCUCUCCACCGGAAAGAAAUUGAUGAGCCUGAUCGAGAGUUGCCAUGACGACAGCAACUUCAUGCGAAUGUACGGUUGGCUGAAGGAGGCGGCCCAAGAGGUGCAGAGUGCGGCCAGGCGUAAUGUUCAGCCGUGCGUGCCCGACACGCUCAUGUUCGCACCAUGCAUGGCUGAUACGCUGAAUGAAGUCAUCUGA
Molecule: messenger RNA, 780 nt
Organism: Sycon ciliatum
Lineage: Eukaryota; Metazoa; Porifera; Calcarea; Leucosolenida; Sycettidae
Product: E3 ubiquitin-protein ligase TRIM56-like
Exons: 1
Coding region: 1-780 (259 amino acids)
Molecular function (GO): zinc ion binding
Source: RefSeq, a predicted model, not a curated record